AAAGAAAGCAGUUCUCAUUUGGGGUCAAGUUAUAACAAAUUAUCAGCAGCACCUUCAGCCAAUUCUAUAUAGCGACAUAUACUCUUUCUAAUCUUCACAACAGAAUAUUAUAACAAACUCUGUUUCAUUGUUACGCUUUUUUCUAUUUUCACUUCAUGAACUUUCUUUUUCACCUUCUGUUUGUUUUCUCUUUAUAAAUUUCUUUAAUUUUUCAUUUAAUGACAUCCCACAAGUUGAAUUUCCUAUAACAACAGUUAACAGUCUCUGCUUAAGCUCUAAUAACUAAUAAUUAAUAACCAACAGUUGAUGAAUAAUGCUAACAACCCCAAACAACUACACUAAAAGCCCUUCAACAGCUUCGUUAUCUGAUCUGAAUAACAAACCCACCAGUGUUGCUACAAAUACAAACAAAAGAAGGACCACAAAAAGAAGAACAAACUCAACAAUUAUCUUGCCUUUUGAUUUCUACAACAAAAACAACUUAUCCAACACUAAAGACAAAAAUUUCAACAACAAUACAAACAACAAUUAUAAUCACAGCAAUAAAAACCAUAAUAUUGGUAUUAGUAACAGUGCUAACUGCAGUUUCGGUGCUAGUGAUAAUAGCCAACCUCUAUCUCUAUCUUUUUUACACAAACCUCGUCACUAUCCUCAGGAUGAUAAAUAUAACCCGAUAUUAAUCGCUCAGAACGUUAAAAAAGUGACAAAUUCAAACACCCUCUUUAAUAAAUCAAUUUUAAACAUUGAUUUAAAUUUUAAUGAUGAAAACAUUAACCACAACAAUUUUGAUAUCAAUAACAAUCUAAAUGAUAUCAAUUCACCCAAUAAUAUCAAUACCACCAACACCAAUAACAAUGACAAUUUAUUAUCAAGAUCAACUUCUUUAAAUUCCUCGUUGGCCUCGAAUUCUCCACCCUUCCCUGUCUCUAAAUAUGAACUACCACCUUUAGUUCGAAAAAAAAGUGGUGAGCUAGUCAAAUCAUCUUUAAAACUAUCCCAGCUCAAUAACCAAACCCACAAAAAAUCAAUAUCAUUGCCUGCCACCCCAACUUAUAAAUCGGUUCAUUUUAAUUCUUCAAUGACCGAUGUCAAAUAUUUCAAUGAAAAAGAUCGUCCAACUGCCAUAUCUGCUUGUGCUUCUCCUGCAAACAUGCCAAAUCCUUCUUUUGGCUAUCCAUCUCGUUCUCAGUUUAAUAGCUGGAAAUUUGGCCCCGACGAUUCCGAUUCUGAUUCCGAUUCUGAUUCUAGUACUGAUUCUGAUUCCGAAACUGAUUCUGAUUCCGAUUCUGAUUCUGAUUCUGAUUCUGAUUCCGAUUCUAAUACUGAUUCUGCUUCUGAUUCCGAUACUGACUCUAACCACUUUAAUGAAUCAAAUGAAUCGAAUCCCUCCAACAAAUCUGCUCAAAAAAAUAACAAUAUUACUUACCAUUCUGAUGACAAUGAUGACGACGAAGAUGACGACGAUAAUGACGAUCACUCAAUUACUUGGGAACUAUCUCUACCAAACUUCAAACCCUACUCUAAUAACACCAUCCAAUCAAAGGGUGAUAUUUUCUUAGAAAGAUGUUUUCUAUCAACCGAUAAAAAAUUCCUAAUGGGUUACAUUGCUGCUAAAAACAUUUCCUACGAAAAGUACGUUUGCAUCAGAUAUACUCUAGAUGACUGGAAAUCUAUCACUGAGGUGGAAGCAAACUAUAUUUCCGAUAACACAAGAUUUUUAAAAAAAAAUGGCUACGAUCGAUUCACUUUCAAAUUGCCUCUAAUAACUCUAUUUAGUCACGAUUCUCCAGUUAUAAUCUCCUCUAAAGAUUCAAAUCAUAAUAUUAAAAUUUUACAAAACUCUUCUCAAAUCUUAUUAUGCAUUAAAUAUAUCACUGGUGGUAGAGAAAUUUGGGACAAUAAUAAUAACCAAAAUUAUUUGGUAAUUCUCAAAAAAAUUAAAGAAAUUUCCCUCACAAUACCCAAAUCACGAUUGAAAAAAUUAAAACUAAAAUCAAAAUCAAAAUCAAAAUCAAAGUCAAAGUCAAUGUCGAAAUCAAAGUCAAAGUCAAAAUCAAAAUCUAAACAAAAACAAAAACAAAGAUCACAAUCAAACUCGAAAUUAGAAUUGGAACCAACCUCAAAAUCGACUGAAAAUACCAGUUCAAUCUCUGAACUGUCUGCAAACAAAAUCAAUACCAAUAAAUCUAGUUCAAAUUCUAAAUUAAAAGUUAAAAACCCAUUGGAAAAUAAUUUCAAAACUGGCCUUUAUGGCCAAGAAACCGAUAGCUAUUUUCCUCCUUUCCCUCAAUUGGAAUCACCUUCUUCGGUCGAUUCAUCAACAAUUAAUGACUUGAAUUCCUCUCUAAAUUCAAACUUCAAUUAUCUCAAUGCUUCAAGCCUUACUAAUCUGGACGUAAUCUCAAGUCCUUCAUUUGAAGAAAUUCAUGAAAAUUCUAUCAACUUAAAAUAUCCUUUUGCAUCAAAUUCUCAAGCAAUUCCAAAUAAUCCCAACACUAACAAAUUUUACUUUCAUUCUCCCCUAACCUCCACAAUGGAAAAUUUAAUUUUCAAAAAUUCAACCACAGUUGACGCUACAGUGGACUUGAAAAUUUUAAAUCAAAAAUUAGAAGACUUGAAAAAUAGUAGCGAAAAUAAAGUUAGUGUUGCUGAUGAUGAUAAUGAUGAUAAUGAUGGCAAAAAAUCAAAUGACCAUGAUACUAAUGGCACAAAAAAAAUAUCUGAUAGUAAAGACAAGUUUAUUAAAAAUACAAAUACAAAUACAAAUGCCAAUCCAAUUUCACAUGGUGAGGAGAUCAAAAAAUUAACUAAAGAAAGACCUCCUGUUGAUUCUAAAACGUAUCAAGAACUUGUUGAUUCUUAUUGUUUCUUCCAAGGAUCUUCCCCUGCUUCUAAAAUAACAAAGAAAUAAAAAUCAAAUAUUAAAACUGAUUUACCCUUCGUUACACUUUUCUAAUUUAAAAGCUAAAAUUUUUUUCUCUUGAGUAAUUUUAUCAUUUGUUAAAUUAUGAUUUAUGCUGCAAUGUCUGUUUGUUAUUAUGACUUUAAAAAUACUAGACUAAAAAAAGAAUAAAAAUAUGUUUAAAACCUCGAAAACAGUACUUUUUGUGGCUUUUGAUAUUUCAUUCAUUUUGUUUAUUUCAUUUUACUUUAUUUCAUUUUACUUUAUUUCAUUUUACUUUACUUUACUUUAUGUUACUUUACUCUAUUUUAUUGUAUCUUUUUUGCACGAUGUGUUUAUUUCCCUUUUUGUUUUAUUUUACACUGAUUUACCUAUUUGAUCUUUCAGCAGCACUGUUCUUUAGUUUUUAGUUCUUUCUUUUGUCCGAGGUAAAUAAACCAACAGCUGCUCUACAACAUUUGCUCUUCUCUAACCAACUCCUUCCUCU
This is a messenger RNA of Ascoidea rubescens DSM 1968, 3389 nucleotides long. Its product is annotated as CBM21 domain-containing protein. The transcript has a single exon. NCBI's taxonomy places the organism in Eukaryota, Fungi, Ascomycota, Saccharomycetes, Ascoideales, Ascoideaceae. Gene Ontology annotation, cellular component: protein phosphatase type 1 complex. Gene Ontology annotation, biological process: regulation of glycogen biosynthetic process. Bases 314 to 2911 code for a protein of 865 amino acids. Gene Ontology annotation, molecular function: glycogen binding; protein phosphatase 1 binding. The record is from RefSeq and is a predicted model, not a curated record.